GACUGCAUGUUGCCCUCCAUACGUCCCAUCUCUUUACCCUCUCUCUCCAACCCUCUUCAAUGGAGUCAAGCACUCACCAAUGAUUCACUUUCACCGGAUAUCAUUUCUCCGUCAACUUUCCGGCAACAAUUUCCGAUAAACAUAUAGCUUCUAUUUUACCACUCUUAACUAAUCUCUAAACACUGUAAGAAUGCUGGAUCUUAACCUAAACUUUAUUCACGAAGACACAACUACUACUUAUUUACAAGGUGAAGUGGAGGAAUCAGGUACUUCAAACUCAUCUGUUGUAAAUACAGAAGCUUGCAGUUCCAGUAACAUCGGAGAAGACGACGAAUCAGUCUCAGUUCCCGGUGACGCAGACAACUUCCAUUGCUUCAGUUUUGACAUCUUAAAGGUCAACGAUGAGACUCCAACAAGUCCGAGUCAGUCCGAGUUCGUGACUCGGUCACUUUUUCCGGUGAGUCGUGAAGAAGGAAGGCAGCAGGUGAACUCGUUGGUGUUAUUUCCCAAUAACAAUAAUAACAAUGAGAGAGUGGUGAAUGUACAACAAAGUAUGCCUACAGUACAACAAAAUCAAGCUGGGAGAAAGAGUAGAAGAGGACCUAGGUCUAGAAGCUCACAGUAUAGAGGAGUUACUUUUUAUAGAAGAACUGGUAGAUGGGAGUCACAUAUUUGGGAUUGUGGGAAACAAGUUUAUUUAGGUGGAUUUGACACUGCUCAUGCUGCAGCUAGAGCGUAUGAUCGAGCUGCGAUUAAAUUCCGGGGUGUUGAUGCGGAUAUUAACUUCAAUGUUAGUGAUUAUGAGGAGGAAAUGAAUCAGAUUAAGAAUCUUUCUAAAGAAGAUUUUGUGCACCUUUUACGGCGCCAUAGCAAUGGGUUUUCGAGAGGUGGUUCCAAGUACCGAGGGGCGAUGAUGAACAACAAGUAUGGUCUAUGGGAAGCUCCAAAUCCAAUGGGGCAGUUUCUUGGAAAGAAGGCUUAUGACAAGGCGGCUAUAAAAUCCAAUGCGUAUGAAGCGGAAACUGUUGCAUCUCAUUGUGGAAACCGGCACAAUUUGGAUUUAAACUUGUGCGUUUCAACCCCUUCGUGUCUUGGAAACGGUCCAACUAGGAAUGAGCAGUUGGACCAUAUGCAGAUGAAUCAUGGUUUUCAUGACCUUAGGAGGAGCUUACAGGCUGGAUCCCCAUCUACAACAACACUUAAAGGACUACCAAUAAUAUCUGAGCAUGGUGAAACAUGGACAGCCACCUAUCCUCAAAUCAUUGGACUUGGAGGGUCAUCACAGGGACCUUCCAACUGGGCAUGGCAACCGCACGGUCAAAGUCAAACCCCAACCGCGUUGUUCACCGCAGCAGCAUCAUCAGGAUUCCCAGCUCCAGCACCCCCAAACUAUCUAAAUUACAAGUAACAGAAUACACCACCACCAUGACCUUUACCUUGACUUUGGCUUGUGAGUUUUGGAGUAGUACUUGUAUGUUAUGCAUAAGAAGUUGUACGUAUAAGUUUUGUAUGGAUGCAACUAUAGAUGCUGCACAUCCUUUUUGAACUGAACCCUUCUUUUGCAUAGCUGGCCAAUGGAUGAGUGGAUAGGUCAAGUUGAAGGUUCACUGGAGAGGGAUUUGCCACGCCAAUGUCGUUGAUUUAUUACCUGGAAUUUCUGAUUUUGUAAACUUUUAAAUAUAUAUAAAUAAGCUUUAAAGUUCUA
Messenger RNA from Helianthus annuus (common sunflower), 1705 nucleotides. Its product is annotated as ethylene-responsive transcription factor RAP2-7. Gene Ontology annotation, molecular function: DNA-binding transcription factor activity; DNA binding. The record is from RefSeq and is a predicted model, not a curated record. Gene Ontology annotation, biological process: regulation of DNA-templated transcription. The transcript has 8 exons. NCBI's taxonomy places the organism in Eukaryota, Viridiplantae, Streptophyta, Magnoliopsida, Asterales, Asteraceae. Bases 191 to 1408 code for a protein of 405 amino acids.